GAAAUAAAAGAGGGAGGAGUUACGUUGCCAUGACUGGCACCAGCGUCGUGGACCCAGCCUUUACCGUAUAUACCCAAGCAAGCUGGAGCGCGAGUCGAAGCCGGCCGACCGGGCGGCGGCUGGCGCGACGCGCACUACGAAUUCCGCUGGAGCUUGCAGCGCACAGUACAUGACGUCCGGCACAAUUAGCUACACCAUUUUUGUUGAUGGUGUUGCCAAGAAGAUCAUAGACUGAGACUCGAGACUUCAUUUCAAAGUCAAAGACAGAAGUCAACAUACCCACGCCCACGACACUCUGUCUCUGAAACAAAACAAUGGAGGAAUUCAAUGCUGAAGAGGUACCUCCUUUAGAGGACAUGAGUGACCUUCUGGAACAAGCUCAUCAACUACAGAAAAUGAAGGAUAAAAAGGGCAUGGCUUCAUCUUCAUCAUCAUCAUCUUCAUUUAAAUCAUCAUCAGUCCAUGGUUCUCCAAAAGUUGAAGAAAAACCCCAGAGCCAGAGGGUAAAACAGGAAGCUACAAAACAGGAAACAGAGACUGAGGUACAUAAGACACCAUCUCAGACCAACAAACCAGCUUCCUCUAAAGCCAAGUCCUUUGGAGGCCUGAAGAAAGGAUUUCUCUUUGGUUCCGCACCCAAAUCAUCUGGAAAAGCUUCUUCACAAACUUCUAAACAGCGCCCUCUCGUAGAGCCAUCAAACAAGGCCCAGACUGCUGUAUCAGGUGAAGGUCUUGAAGAUAUUCCACUCAUCAAACCUCAAGGUGAUGGUGCACAGAAUGGAGCACAGAGGAUCCAGGAGGUUCAGGAUGCACUGAAGGCCAGUGCUCCGUUUCUUGAAAACAAAGACUGGGUGAACGACAAUCUUCUGUCAAAGAUUGAGAAACAUCCUCGCUUGGCCCAACAGAUGUCAGAUCCUCGUUUCAGCCAGGCAAUGUCCAUGUUCCAGUCUAACCCACAGGGUGCCAUGAAGUACUUCCAAGAUAACCCAGAAAUUCAGACCUUCUUUCAAGACUUCUGUGCAAUUCUAGGGGAUCAUUUUACUGGUCUCAGUUCCACAUCAUCAAACCAACCUUCUCCGUCAGCCCCCAAGGUGACUCCUGUCCAAGAAGUCAAAGUUCAUGAUAGUCCAGGUGCAGACAUGAGGGUGUCCAGCAGUACUGACCCCAAGCAAGCAACGGCUGCAGAUGAAGCCAAGAUGAAGGAAAUCAUGGCUGAUCCUGAUGUCAUCAAAGCUUUUGGUCAUCCGCAGAUACCCCUUUUCUUUGAGGCGCUACAGAAGAACCCUGAUCUAGCUCAAAGGAUGAUGCAAUCUGCAGAUGCUGACUUCAGACGGCACGUACAGACGUUGGUGAAGAAAGGACUUCUGGGAUUUGCAAGGUGACAAGAUGGACUACAGAAUGAGAGAAGUCAUUAUGUAGGACAUGCCUUCCAAUAUGUUGAACAUAAUGGAGCACAAAAUCCACCAUUAGAGCAAUAGACUGCGUGUUUAACGUUCCUGGGUAUUCCUGUUAAAUGCACAAUGUCGUGGAAGCAACAGCAAUAUACAUUUGGACUCCAAGUGCGGGAACUCCCAAAUGUGUGGUGUAGUAUAAAUCAUUCAAAAGGAGGACCUUACGCUCGGAUGAUAAAAUCACUUAUCAGUGAAAGAUGAUUAUCUGAAGGAUAAAAAACAUUCCAGCAUUAGUAUUCUAAGCUUAGAAUGUUUGUCAGACAUGUUAAUGGUUUGGAAAUUUAAUCAUAUAUUUUGGAAUUGCUUAUAAGCAAAAUUUGAAAACAAAUAUUAUUAAGCAACAUUGUUUCCUUAUUUCAAUUUCAUCCUUUUUUAUUACUUGCAUUGAACAAGGACCCUGUUUCACAAAACUUGUUAUAAUAACAACUUUGCAAUAACAGUUAAAAGCUACUGAAAUUUUUCAAUCUGAUUGACUGAAAGUAAACUUUUAGAAAUUGUGCAUUUGUCAUUAUAACAAGUCUUUAUGAAAUUGGACUGAGUGUUUACUCUCAGGAAAGGGUUAUUGAGGAUAUCAAAGUCUAAUUUUAUGUUAUAAAGCUUUCUUGUGACAUUCCCUUUGAGGAUGUUUGAUUUUAGAUUAUUUUAUCAUAUUCCAUUCAUGCUAUAAAGUGUGUGUGUUCGUGUUCAUCUGUCCAAUCUGCCAGCUUCUCACUAUUCAUGCUUUUCACGGUUGGUGAAUACAGCUCCUAAACUUAUGGAGAAAAAAAAAUACCCUGAUUUCUUUGCAGCCGGCAUUUUAUCAGCUCGUCGAAAAGUACAUUUACUCACCUUUCUCUUGAUUUGUAUAUUUCAUAAUGCACGCAAGUUGCGCCCUUAACACUAUCUAGGCCGGGGGGGGGGGGGCGUCAGAGGUCCCCCCUCAACGAUUCGCGCAAUAUUUUUGCCGCGCGAAAUUUUUUGACUGCGCAGCUCGCUGACUUUUUACUUUCAAGUCUUGCGCAUCUUUUGAGACAAAAUUUGCGUCGACAGGGUACACGAUUUCGAAAUUACACAACAUUUUGUAAGUGCAUGUCAGACCCAAAAUUGCUCAAAAACGUGAUUGCGUGUACAAAGUCAAUGCAAAUUGUGUUUUCAACCCAUAAUCAUAAUUGUAUGAUUAUUUUUAGUUUUGCUGGUCUAAAUGGGUUUAUUUUAUGCUGUUUAUGAUCUCAAAAGAGUCCCCGACAAAGUUCAUUGAAAAAACAAUAAAAAACAAAGGUAAAAAAACAAAGAAAUACAUAAGACAUUGCAAAAAAAUAUAAUACAUAAGAAAUUAAUCUGAUAUCGCAAUUUUUUUCAUGUUCAUUUGCUGAGAACACCACAAAGAGUUUCUACACCAAAAUUAGAACAUUUGGAGCUUUAUUUAGGGAAUUAGAGGGAAAAGUAUGAUUUUGCAUACUAAUUACGCAUAAAUUAGCAUAAUUAAUUAAUAGUGAUUUGCAUGCAAUAAAUUGAUACAGAAUUUGUAGAUUAUGUUCCAGGCAAGUUGCGUGCCAAUUUUCGGCGCGAUCGACGGCUGUGAUCUCAAGGGGGGGCCUGGGAGGCCCCCCCCCCCCCCCCGGCCAUAUGAUCUCCCAAAAUACCCCGGCCUAGAUAGGGUUAAUGUGACGUCAGUCAUGUGUUAAAUCCGGACACCAAGCAUUAAUCAUAGUGUUACUCUUUCAAAGUGAUUACAGACUUAAUAUUAUUACAGUUUCUUGUGAUCUCAUUUAUAAUAUGACUGAUCAAUCCAUAUUUUGGAGAAACAAGUGGAAUGCCUCUGGCAGGCUCACCUGCAUUACGCGAUUCGAUAUAUAGCAGCAGUGCUGACUUUGAAAACAGCUAUCGAAUAGUUAUUCACAAAAGAAAACAUUCAUAUGAUAAUGAAAUACUAUGUCCAUUGACCCAAAAUGACCUUUGACCAUGAUUAUGUGAUCUAAGAUGUGUGCAAAACAACUCGAUUACUCUUAUGUCUAAGUUCUAUGAACUAGAUCCAUAAACUUUCAAAGUUACGAUGGUAAUUCAACAAUUACCCCUAACAUGGCCAAAGUUCAUUGACCCUAAAUGACCUUUGACCUUGGUCAUGUGACCUGAAACUCGCAGAGGAUGUUCAGUAAUACUUGAUUACCCUUAUGUGUAAGUUUCAUGAACUAGGUCCAUAUACUUUCUAAGUUGUCAUUUAAAAAACUUUAGGUUAAGAUUUGAUGUUGAUGCUGCCGCCGCCGUUGGAAAAGCGGCGCCUAUAGUCUCGCUCUGCUAUGCAGGCGAGACAAAAAAACUACCCCAAUUGUCUUUCAGUUGGCAGUUUAUCAUCAUGUCCAAAAAUACUCGUUAUCUCUUCAUUUUGAGUAUUUCAUAAUACAUGCAUGCAAUUUGGGCCCAUACUGUGACGUCAGUCAUGUGUUAAUUCACCUGACACCAUGCAUUCAUCAAAGUGUCUCUUUCAAAGUGAUUACAAACUUAAUUUAUAAACUCUUCUGAUCUCACUUAUAAUUUAACUGAUCAAUAAUUAUUUUUCACUUGGGAUUCAUCUUUAAAUCGUUUAAUAUUUUCUUAUUUUUAAUUCUUACUUGCGGACUGUGCUACCUUGUAUGCCUUGGAAAAAAAUUGUUGACCACGAAGCCUCCCAUGAUAAUGAAAAUUGAUUUAGCAUGUAUGUUAUAAUGCAUUAUGAAUGUAUUAUGUAAUACUGUAGCAAAAAAGAUUAAAUAUGUCCAACAACAGAAGUACUUUUUCACAACUGGGUAAAUAAAUGAUUUAUUCAGUAUAAACAUCUGCAAUAUAAUACAGAACAUACAAACAAUAGCAAGUAUAAAUUUAGCCUGGUCCUAGUAUAAUGACUACUUCAAUACAAGUUUAUACAUAGAACAUAUAUACUAUUUUCUAUUUACAGUCAAUACCUUGUAAUGGUGAUCUUAUGAUUCCAUCCAUUAAAUGCAUUUGUUAUUUGUAUAUCAAGUCUUAAAUGUAUUAUAAAUUCGUAAUAUUUGCUAGGCCUUCUUAUGUACUACCAUGUGAGUAAAAAAAAACUUAACCCCUCCCAAAUCCCCAAUUUAAGGACAAAAUAUUUCAUGAACACAUGAUUAAUAUACAUGGUCUGAAAGAGUAUCUUCAAAAUAAUUUGAUACCAUAUUUAUGUGGUAUGUGUUAACACUUGGAUUAUUCUGAGGUAUUUUUUUACUGUGAUGUAAAGUUUGAUUUGCACCAAAGUAAGGCAUGGCUGCAAUGAAUGAAUCCACAUGCCAAUGAUGUCAUUAUCCUACUUGAGUUAGUAAACAUAUGUGUAAACCCCUUUUCAAUGAAAUUAACUUGAGAAUUAAUACUAAAAGGUGUUUACUAAACAAUUUUAAUGUAAUUAUUGAAAGUUGGUUUGCAACAAAUUUUAAUGCAACACUUGUAGAUUUAUGAAAUCAUUGACAUCUAGAUUCAUUAAUUGGAGCCAUGCCUUACUUUGGCGCAAGUCAAAAUUUACAUCACUGCAAAGAAUACCUCCUGAUCAUCCAAGCGUUAACACAUACCAAAUGAAUAUAGUAUCAAAUUAUUUGGAAGAACAUACUCUUUCAGGCCAUAUAUAGUAAUUAUGUGUUCAUGACAUUUUUCCUUAAAUUAAGGACUCAUGACGUGUCAAGUUUUGUUUGACUCACACAGUAGAGCAGGCAUGGGUUUAUGAUGUACCUCUGGAAUCAACAUUGUACAUGUACAUCUAUUAAGUCUUGGUGAUGUUGCUAUACACGUCAUGAUUAGGGAAGGAAGCCAUUGGGCUGCAUUCAUUUCUUUUUCUUUGCCCUUCCUAGGCAACCUGGGUUUGGAUUGUAAACAUUCUCAAUUCAUUUUCCCUUUGUGUAUUUUCCUGUAAAGUGCCCUUUUUGUUAAAUGCUGGAUAAAAAUUAUGAUUUACAAUAAACAAUGAUAAUAAUCUUUAGAA
Molecule: messenger RNA, 5394 nt
Organism: Lytechinus pictus (painted urchin)
Lineage: Eukaryota; Metazoa; Echinodermata; Echinoidea; Temnopleuroida; Toxopneustidae
Exons: 7
Coding region: 315-1382 (355 amino acids)
Source: RefSeq, a predicted model, not a curated record